AUGACCGAGGUCAUCAAUCGUCCGGCGACAACGCCAGCGGCAGUCGUCGGGGAACGGGCCGAGGCAAGCUUGGUCGCAUUAGUGGUUUCGGGUCCGGCCCGUCAGGCGUACUCCCUUCGGCGCUGGCUGGGCCAGGGCGACGCCGAUGAUCCUUGGACGCCGGGUGGGGUCUUCAAGACCGGUGGUGGCGAGGUCGCUGCCGCUGCCGCUGCCGCCGCCCCUGGGAAGCACCCGGGAAUGUGCGAUGCAGGUAUGUAA
Messenger RNA from Colletotrichum orchidophilum, 258 nucleotides. RefSeq lists its product as uncharacterized. Lineage: Eukaryota; Fungi; Ascomycota; Sordariomycetes; Glomerellales; Glomerellaceae. The transcript is spliced from 2 exons. Bases 1 to 258 code for a protein of 85 amino acids. The record is from RefSeq and is a predicted model, not a curated record.